This is a messenger RNA of Rattus norvegicus (Norway rat), 4086 nucleotides long. It is a transcript of the gene Dclre1b, whose product is annotated as DNA cross-link repair 1B. The transcript is spliced from 4 exons. The coding region runs from base 301 to 1926 and encodes 541 amino acids. NCBI's taxonomy places the organism in Eukaryota, Metazoa, Chordata, Mammalia, Rodentia, Muridae. Gene Ontology annotation, biological process: protection from non-homologous end joining at telomere. The record is from RefSeq and is marked validated. Gene Ontology annotation, molecular function: beta-lactamase activity; 5'-3' exonuclease activity. Gene Ontology annotation, cellular component: chromosome, telomeric region; centrosome; nucleus.
CUCCCCGCCGCCGCGCGCGCUUUGACAAAGUUGCGGACUGGGCCUAAGCUCCCGCGCACGGGUGUGAGUAAUGCUCUCCGGGCUUCUUCCGCGUUGGGCGCUUCCACCCUGGCUGUCCCGAGCGCGGCCACCCUCUUUUUCUUCACCCUGUCUACUUCUUCCAUUUCUGGGAUGGUUUUCCUUUAGGGCUUCUGGCCUUGUUCUUGAAUCCACAUGUCGUUGGGACGCUGUCGUGGAAGCCUCACCCAGGAGUGCAGUUCCCGCGAAGACCCCACUGGGUGACUCCUCAACUCUGCCACCAUGAACGGGGUCGUAAUCCCCCAAACACCCAUCGCUGUGGAUUUUUGGAGCCUGCGCCGUGCUGGUACCGCGCGGCUCUUCUUCUUAUCCCACAUGCACUGUGACCACACGGUGGGCCUGUCUAGCACUUGGGCACGGCCCCUCUACUGCUCUCCCAUCACUGCCCACCUCUUGCAUCGUCGCCUGCAGGUGUCUAAGCAGUGGAUCCGAGCUCUGGAGAUUGGUGAGAGCCAUGUAUUACCUCUAGAUGAAAUUGGACAAGAAACCAUGACUGUAACCCUCAUAGAUGCCAAUCACUGUCCUGGUUCUGUCAUGUUUCUCUUUGAAGGAUACUUUGGAACAAUUCUCUACACAGGUGAUUUUCGAUAUACACCGUCCAUGCUGAAGGAGCCUGCUCUGACACUAGGGAAACAGAUUCAUACUUUAUAUCUAGACAACACCAAUUGCAACCCAGCCCUUGUUCUUCCUUCCCGACAGGAAGCUACUCAACAGAUUAUCCAGCUAAUCCGACAGUUCCCCCAACACAACAUAAAGAUUGGCCUCUAUAGUCUAGGAAAAGAAUCACUGCUGGAGCAGCUAGCCCUUGAGUUUCAGACCUGGGUGGUAUUGAGUCCUCAACGCCUGGAGUUGGUACAGCUGCUGGGCCUGGCAGACGUGUUCACAGUGGAGGAAGAAGCUGGGCGAAUCCACGCUGUGGACCACAUGGAAAUCUGCCAUUCGGCCAUGCUUCAGUGGAACCAGACCCACCCCACCAUUGCUAUUUUCCCCACAAGCCGGAAAAUACGAAGCCCUCACCCCAGCAUCUACAGCAUCCCUUACUCUGACCAUUCAUCCUACUCUGAGCUUCGAGCAUUUGUUGCAGCUCUGAGGCCUUGCCAGGUGGUGCCCAUAGUCCGUGAACAGCCUUGUGGAGAGUUUUUUCAGGAUAGCUUGAGUCCUAGACUCUCUAUGCCUCUGAUUCCACACUCUGUGCAACAAUACAUGAGUUCCUCCUCGAGGAAAACAAAUGUGUUUUGGCAGUUAGAAAGGAGGCUAAAGAGGCCAAGAACCCAGGGUGUUGUGUUUGAAUCCCCUGAGGAGAAAGCUGAUCAGGUUAAAGUUGACAGAGACUCAAAGAAACACAAAAAAGAAAGCCUCUCCCCCUGGGCUGGGUGCCUUUCGAGGCUUUGCCCCCAUCCUCUGCAGGCCAGGAAGCAGUUGUUCCCAGAUUUCUGCAGAAAAGAAGGUGAUGAGCCAGUUCUUUUCUGUGACUCCAACAAGAUGGCGACUGUGUUGACUGCCCCAUUGGAACUUUCAGUGCAGUUACAGCCUGUAGAUGAGUUUCCCUUUCCAGAAACCAGGGAGGAAAUUGGCUUAGGGUCCCCAUUGUGGUCAGGGGGAGGCAGUGGCUCACCAACGAGAGGGAAGCAAAGCAAUGGCAUGGGCUGUGGUUCUCCCCCAACUCACAUUAGCAGAACCACUCAUCUAACUCCUGAGUCCGGGGGCCUGGCGUUAAAAUACCUUCUUACUCCAGUGGAUUUCCUCCAAGCAGGGUUCUCCUCCAGGAACUUUGACCAGCAAGUGGAAAAACACCAGAGAGUGCAGUGUAACAAUCCUGCAGUUAUGAACACAGUGGAUGAUGUCUAGUGGCAAGAGUUGGCUUGGUGUCUUCCUUUACAGAAUCCUGUGGCUCACUCUGAGUGGCUCUUCUAAAGCUUUUUAUGAAGUCCUGGUGCCUAAGAAACCCUUAGUUUUAUAGUACAUUUAUUGCUUAAUUUUAUUAUAUUUAAGAAACAGUUUUCAUUAUAUAAACUAUUCAGUGUUCAUAAGCACAUUGAAAGUUCUUAGAAGUUCCAUAGCAAUUUAAUUUGUUCCACUUGGUUUAACCCAGUUUUUCUCAACCCUUUAUCAGCAUCAAGUUUGUUUGUUUUUUUGUUUUGUUAGAGUCUGAAUCAAAAAGAAUCAGGCUUGUCCCGUUGUCAUUUCCUUUGUUAUAUCCCAGUCCCCAAGUUCCCAUCACCCUUUUUCCAGAUAAAAGUCUACAUUAUUUAUUUUCAGACUGUAAUUUAUAGUGCUGGAGGAUAAAGUGGGGGUGCAGAGCAGCAUGUUCUAACCCUGACUGUCACUGACUCGCUGUGACAUGACCCUACCCAAGUAACUUCCUGUCUCUGCCUCUUGGAGUGAACAGGAAACCAUGAAAAGGCAUUGAAACAGUGUUAGGAAAAUAACACCUUCCUCCUGCGUGAAGGGGUUUAGUAACUGUCAUGAGACCUCCAUCUGGAACAUAGCCGUUUGGAGGUUAGACACCACGCACCAUGGUGGCGCAUGGGACAAGCUGAACAUUAAGGUUUAGAACAUGUCAGUGCUACUGGAUGCUUGCAGACACUGCUUUGUUAAAGCUACAGAAGAUCAAAUGUGCUGCCAGAUAUCCUCUGAUGGUUCACAUAGCUGGGAUUUUCCCCCCCACCCCCACAAGUUUGAAUUAGGGAGCCAGAGCACAGAGCUUGUUUGUUUUAGUAUCCAGGGGAGAGAGACCAAGGAGCCAGCUGGCUGGAACGGGUCAGAGUAUGCAGUUCUACCCUGCCCUGCUCAUAACCUGACAAAAUGCCAAACCAAUAAGCAAGACAGCUGAUAGCAGAGCCAUGAGGAAAUGUGCUCUGGGAGGGUGCAGGCAAGGAGCAGCUUAGGCCUGGAACCAUGAGCAGUAACAAUAAAGAAAGUCGCCUCACCCUUGGGAAGGAGGGAGGAGCUCUGCUACUUUGGGAGGGAGAAGUGGAGUUUAUUGAGCAAAAUAAGACUUUGCUCUCGGACACACUGUACUCAGUUCUGUUUUUGUCAGUGACCUUCCUAUAAACCUCUAAGGGCUUCAUAGGAACUGCAGCAGGUGAGGCAUGUGGUUCAACAGGAAACCUAGACAUUGGCUGGAAUCCAGGGCACAUGGCAAAUUGUUUGAAUAGAUGAGCCUUACUCAGCUGCAAUGUGGGGGCUGAGAUAUCUACCUCCCAUGAUUGCUAUGCAGACUAUUGGUAAAAUUCCCUAGCUCAUUGCCUGGCACAUGACAGUAUUUCAAAUAUUGGUUUUCGUAGCUAAAAGUCUAGCUCUGGUAGGAUGGGUGCUUAGCAAACUGAAAUUCUGGAUUCUAUCCUGAGUGCCAAAAAAAGAGGCAAUCUUCAAAACAAUUUUCUAUGAAAACACAAAGUUAAAUGUUUUCCACGUAGACUAGUUGAUGGGCAUUUUUCUAGUCUUUCUGAGGAUAUGUGUAAAAUCUGUACAUUUUCAGAAGUAGGAUAUUUCACACAUGUGCACACACACAAAGGGUGCAGAACAGAUGGCCAAGUGGUUAAGAGCUCUUAAUGUGCUGCUCUUGAAGACCUGACUUUGGUUCCCAGCACCUUCAUUGGGUUGAUCAUAACUCAAGUUCCAGGGGUCUUUCACCUUCUGACCUCUGUGAAUAACUGCACAAAAACUUGUAUGGUCUCACACAAUACACAUAAAUAAAAAUUUUUAAAUAAUGUUUUGAAGGGGGCCAGGGAGAUGGCUCAGUGGGUAAAAGCACUUGUCACACAAACUGGUGAACUAGAUUCAAUCCCCAGAACCCACAUAAAAGUGAAGGAGAACUGAGUCAAUAAAGCUGUCCUCCAGCUGGUUGCCAUGCUUGCCUAUGAACAAUACUAAAAGGGGGGCCAUAAGAUAACACUGUAUAUGAUUCCUUAAUUCCUUAAUUGGAACUCAAAGUGCCAUUAUAAAAAAUGCUUUGUUAAUAGGAUGUAACUACAUGUUAAUAAAUCAUUCUCAUAUUAUUCAACA